AUGACAGGUCUCAAGCUCAGCACGCUUGGCCUCAAUGAGCCGCUAAAGAUCACUCUGGUCCCACACAAGUAUGCAGCGGCUCAGCUGAGCCAUGAAGCCACUGUACAGAGAGUCCCACCUCUCAAUGUCCGUGUGUCCUAUGCCCUUGGAAUAGUCACCCUUUUUCCCAAUUUGAAGGAUAAGGCGUCACCAACUGGUUAUGAACAUUACUAUGAUCCUCGCAGUGGCCAAGGUUUGAUUAACCAAGACUUCACGUUGUUGUUGGGAGAGGACACUUCAGGAAAGUUUAUUUCAAAAUGGCCAACAUUCUACAAACCGAGGAUCAUCAGUGUCUGCAAAUGCCUUCGCCCUGGUCCCCAUGUGGAUGACCUUCUGUCUGCUCAAGAGGGAUCUAAUGAUUAUGGAUGGGACAGUGACUUGGCCGCUAUCCUACUCCUGGUUCAUCUCCUGCCUCCAACCAAGAAGGGGAAAAAAUUUGGGAGAAUCAGUGCAACUGACGCCACUGACCAUGUUGUCAAGUUCAUGAAGCUGUGCGUAGCUCAUUGA
Knipowitschia caucasica is the source of this 546-nucleotide messenger RNA. The record is from the annotation of a GenBank genome assembly. NCBI's taxonomy places the organism in Eukaryota, Metazoa, Chordata, Actinopteri, Gobiiformes, Gobiidae.